UUCGAUAUCUCAAUCAGAUUGCUACCCAAUGUAUCAUUUUACGCAUCAUCUGUUUACAGCACAAUAUCGUGACUGGCCCUACAGCCUCACCGAUCAAACAUGUAGUAAAAAAUACUGAGAAUGGCAGGACUCAAAUGGCAACUUCUGAAGUCAUUUUAAAAUUCAACUAUCCCAAAAAAUAUGUGAUCUUAACCUCAAGGUUACGGUACUAAAACAUUCCAUAAAAACAUGUUGAUGGCGGUCGCGCAUCAGAUGCUUAUCGUCUCGAAUCUCACCAGGGGCAGGCAGGCAGUAAGUUGAACCUCGAAACGUGCUAGUUGUAUCACCAGUGGCUCGGGGUCGCUCAGUACCAGUUUAGAAGUCGGUCGAAACACAAGCGUUAAUUGCCCUAGCGAUGAGCGACUCACCUGUGUUCUGUGUGGACAAAAAACCUGCCAGCUACGAGCGGUAUGAAUUUACACUCUCGGAUCAGUACAGGAAGCUGGCCAAAGAGGAGCUCCGGGAGGACGACGAUAUUCGCGAGCAAUCGCUCCAACAACUGCGCGAAUGGAUCGCCAAGCAUCCGUACAUACGCAAGUGUCGCACGGAUGCUGUGUUUUUGCUGCGAUUUUUGAGAUUUCGGAAGUUUUCCGUGCCCCAGGCACAAGCUGCCAUCGAGCGGUACAUGGCGAUGCGUCAAACUUUCCCCGAGUGGUUCCAGAAGUUCGACUCGAACGAUAAAUUAAUGCAGGAAGUGAUCGACGACGAGGUGUACUCGAUUCUGGGGCGAGACGGGGAAGGCCGAACAGUGGUUUUAAUCCGGUUUGGGCGAUUCAACGUGGAAAAAUUAAGGCCGGUGGAUAUAUUCCGUUACACAAUGAUGUUCAUCGAACUGCUGCUGGACGAUGAAGAGGUGCAAAUUGGUGGAUAUCGAGUUUGGGUUGAUUAUACCGAGAGCACUAUGAAGCAUUACGGAAUGUGGGGCGUUUCGGAUUUGAAGCUGUUUAUGGAUGCGGUCAACAGAUCGAUGCCGAUGAGGAUCCGUGAAAUUCAGGGAGCAAAGUUGCCAAAAUUCGCAAUUGCCAUUGCGAAUUUAAUGCUAACUUUCGCCUCGGACAAGUUGAAGGAGAGAAUAAACUGUAACGCAACGUUGCUGGAGUCAAAGAAAUACUUUGACGAAUCUUUGUGGCCGCAAGAAUACGGUGGCCCAAUCAAUAUUGGAGAACUGACGCGAAGGCUAAGGAAACGGUUUGCUGAGACCCGUGAUGCUAUUUUGUCUCUAGAUGAUAUGGAUAUCGAUAUUAUACAUUAUUCUGCUCUUUGGAACCAAGGCGGUACGAAUACGGCCAGCGAUAUUGAAGGUGGAAUCUCUGGAUGUUUCAGGAAAUUGAAUGUGGAUUAGGAAUAAAACCUUUUCUCAUAGUUUCGGUUUGAAGACAGUGUUACAUGUUUUAAAAAUAAAAUUAUUUUCUUACUAAUUGAUCAGCACCAGCUAAAAUUUACAAAUUAUU
This is a messenger RNA of Toxorhynchites rutilus septentrionalis, 1490 nucleotides long. RefSeq names its product clavesin-1-like. The record is from RefSeq and is a predicted model, not a curated record. The transcript has 2 exons. Gene Ontology annotation, cellular component: membrane. Lineage: Eukaryota; Metazoa; Arthropoda; Insecta; Diptera; Culicidae. The coding region runs from base 395 to 1381 and encodes 328 amino acids. Gene Ontology annotation, molecular function: phosphatidylinositol bisphosphate binding.